AUGUUCAUCCUUCCAUUCCUUUUGGCUGCUGGCAGCCUCCCCCUCAUUUCUGGGGCUCCAGUCGCAUCCUCUCUCUUACGCGCAUCUGCAGACGUGAAAGUUGAGCAAGCCGCGUCCAGCCACUCCCUCAGUGGACGCAGUAGCAACCUGUACGCCGCCGUCUUCGGCGGCAACGGCCUGGUGUCAGAUGGGUGGCCCAGCAUGGAGAACUGGAUCUCCAGCUUCGACGACAUGUUCGAGAGCAACAAGGAUAUCAUCGGGUCGUCGUGCUCGCAGUGGGGCGUCGCCGACACCACCGAGGACGAAAUGGCCACCAUGAAGACGGUCAUCAACACGAUCGCCGGCGAGAGCGGGGUCGACGCCCGCUUCAUCCUGGCCAUCGUCAUGCAGGAGAGCAACGGCUGUGUCCGUGUGCACACCACCGACAACGGCGUCACCAACCCGGGCCUGAUGCAGUCCCACAACGGCAAGGGCAGCUGCAACACCGGCGACAGCGCCCCCGAGAACGUCCAGGACCCCUGCCCCGAGUCCGAGAUUGAGCAGAUGAUCCGCGAUGGUACCAUGGGAACUUCCGACGGCGAUGGUCUGCAACAACUCAUCGAGCAGAACGGCGGUCUGAGCGAUGUCUCCGCGUACUACAAGGCUGCGCGCUGCUACAACUCCGGCUCGAUUGGUGCCGGCGGCAACUUGGGCGCCGGCGUCGCCACCCACUGCUACGCUUCGGACAUCGCCAACCGCCUGCUCGGCUGGUCCUCCGGCACUAGCAGCUGCAACGAUGCCACCAUCGCUACGCUCACCGGCAGCUCCUGGAGCGGUAGCUCCUCCAGCAGCUCUGGCAGCUCGUCCUCCGAGUCUAGCUCCACGUCCACUUCCUCUGCCAACCCCACCGGCGUGACCACUAUUCUCCCCGAGCCCGCGGCCACGUCAACCUCCACCUCCACCUCCAGCACCUUCAGCCCGACCUACACCCCCGCCGCAGUCACGCAGACUCCCGUACCCGAGUCUGCUGCGCCCCCCAGCACGCCCACUCCCGCUACGAGCAGCAGCGUUCCUGCCUCGCCGUCUGCAUCUGCGUCCGGCGUCCCCCUGUACCCAUACGCGACUUCGUCGUGCCAGCAGUACUACACCGUCAUUGCGGGCGACUACUGCCAGAAGGUGGAGGUGCAAUUUGGCGUUUCUGCGUCGGACCUGCAGAGCUGGAACCCCGGCUUGGAUGAUAGCUGCACGAAUCUCUGGAAGGGAUACCAGUAUUGUGUGAAAGCUUGA
Messenger RNA from Penicillium canariense, 1266 nucleotides. RefSeq names its product LysM peptidoglycan-binding domain-containing protein. NCBI's taxonomy places the organism in Eukaryota, Fungi, Ascomycota, Eurotiomycetes, Eurotiales, Aspergillaceae. The transcript has 2 exons. The coding region runs from base 1 to 1266 and encodes 421 amino acids. The record is from RefSeq and is a predicted model, not a curated record.